Mauremys mutica (yellowpond turtle) is the source of this 4365-nucleotide messenger RNA. Its product is annotated as mucin-19-like. Gene Ontology annotation, cellular component: nucleus. The annotation marks the transcript as partial. The transcript has 11 exons. Lineage: Eukaryota; Metazoa; Chordata; Testudines; Geoemydidae. The record is from RefSeq and is a predicted model, not a curated record.
GAACCCAGGUGUCCUGGCUCCCAGCCCAGAAGAAGGGGUAGCCCUGUUUUUCUGGACACUAACUUGGGCUGUGGGACACCCCCACCAGACUGAAUUCCCUGCCCAUCCAGGCUGGUCACUUAACCUCUCUUGGCCUCAGUUUCCCCAUCCCUACAAUGGGUAGAGCACCCUGCCCUGCCUUGCGGGUGGUGGGGGGUAAAUAGCCUGCGGCUUGUGAGGCACCCAGAGGCCAUGGUGAUGGGGGCCGGAGGAAGCCCUGGGGCAGGGAGGGGCCUGCUGAUAUCACAAUGCCCGGCCCCAGGUCAGAGGUUCCGGGCUGACCCAGAGCAGCAUGGGGCAGUGAUGCUGCCUUGCCAGCAGCGGGCACUGAUGCUGGGAGCACCCUGUGCUGGGGCCAUGGGCCCCCGGGCACUGGCAGUCACGGACCCCUGCUGCUGCCAUGACGUGCCCCACGAUCUCAGCCUCCUGGGACCCCCAAUCCCGACAAGUCAGGCCUGACCCAGCUAGCUGGCCAUGCUGAUGUAUCCACCAGGCAUCGUGCGGAGGACUCCGCACCCCUUCCCCGAAUGCAUCAGCGACUUCGCCUUCGCCGGGUGGAUCCCGGUCAUUGGGGAGCUGCAGAAGCUGCUGGCACGGGGGGAGUACAAGCCCUUGUGCCCUGCCCCCCUCUUUGAGAGCAACUUCCUGCAGGUGACCAAGCAGGGCGAGCUGGUGGAUCUGCACAACCGCGCCAGCCUGGUGACCCUGGGCAUCGCCGCCACCAGCCCCGCCCUGCUCCUGCCCGACGUCAUGAUCAUCGCCCGCCCCACGGAGAGGCCCCAGGGGGAGCCGUUGGGCCCCAGGGGGGCUCACGUCCAGCCGGGGCUGGAGCUGACCCGGCUGAUCCCGCUGGAGCUGGUGAGCAUCUUCCUGCAUGACCUGGGGGAGCAGCGGCUGAAGCUGUGCCUGGCCACGGGGCGAGUCUACUACCUGCAGCUCUGCGCCCCCCGGGGGGAGGAGCGCCCGCUCUUCGCACGCUGGCUGCGCCUCAUCUACCUGCUGAGGGCCCCCCCGGACAGCUGGGCCAGCGUCCCCUCCUGGCACGCCGCCGACCUGCGUGGGCGCAGCGCCAAGCCGCCCCCCAGCCAGUGGCUGCGGCCCAUCCAGGAGGAGGAGGAGCCCAGGGCCCUGAAACCCCAACUUGGGGAGCCCCCGGGCAGCGGGAGCCGGACCCCCAGCCAGGGGCAGCUGAGCGGGAGGCAGCGCCCAGCCAGCCCCACCAGGGGGCAGCAACCCUCCACGCAGAGCGUAGGGGGACGGGGGUCCAGAUGCCCCGCAUCACCCAGCAUAGCAGCCCCGGUGAGACGCUCCCCCAGCACCACUCAACUCCUUGAUGGUCUUUCCGAGUCCCGGGCAAAGGUCGCCAGCCCCUGGACGCAGCAGGGCCCAGUGUCCGGGGAGCCGAGCGCAGAGAGGAACCGUGGCCAGCUGAGCCUGGCCAUCACCCCUGGUUCCCGGAGCCCGGCAGGAACCCCGAGCCAGCGUGGAUCUAGUGCAGCAUCCAGAGCCACCACGGCUCCCGGCUCCCCUGAGCGAUCCAGAGCCUCCGUGGGCGUGGGGCGCUCGGCGGUGGGCACGGCCUCCGUGGGCGUGGGGCGCUCAGCGGUAACCACAGCGUCGGCAGCAGCGGGUCCAUCCAGGCCAGCCAGCACCCAGCCCUCGGGGAUGGGCAGAGAGAUGGAGCCGGGCGAGAGAUCCAGGGAGCCCAGCACGGAGAGGAGCCGAGCCCCGCUGGGCCACGCCAGCCCCUCCAUGGGGCAGGGCAGGUCCCGUUCCCAGAGCCAGCGUGAAUCUAGUGCAGCAUCCAGAGCCACCACGGCUCACGGCUCCCCUGAGCGAUCCAGAGCCUCCGUGGGUGUGGGGCGCUCGGCGGUGGGCACGGCCUCCGUGGGCGUGGGGCGCUCGGCGAUGGGUACGGCCUCCAUGGGAGUGGGGCGCUCGGCGGUGGGCACAGCCUCCGUGGGCGUGGGGCGCUCGGCAUUAGCCACGGUGUCGGCAGCGGCAGGUCCAUCCAGGCCGCCCAGCGCCCGGCCCUCAGGGAUGGGCAGAGAGAUGGAGCCGGGCGAGAGAUCCAGGGAGCCCAGCACGGAGAGGAGCCGAGCCCCGCUGGGCCACGCCAGCCCCUCCACGGGGCAGGGCAGGUCCCGUUCCCGGAGCCAGCGUGAAUCUAGUGCAGCAUCCAGAGCCACCACGGCUCACGGCUCCCCUGAGCGAUCCAGAGCCUCCGUGGGCGUGGGGCGCUCGGCGGUGGGCACGGCCUCCUUGGGUGUGGGGCGCUCGGCGGUGGGUACGGCCUCCGUGGGCGUGGGGCGCUCAGCGGUAACCACAGCGUCGGCAGCAGCGGGUCCAUCCAGGCCGGCCAGCACCCAGCCCUCGGGGAUGGGCAGAGAGAUGGAGCCGGGCGAGAGAUCCAGGGAGCCCAGCACGGAGAGGAGCCGAGCCCCGCUGGGCCACGCCAGCCCCUCCGCAGAGCAGGGCAGGUCCCGUUCCCAGAGCCAGCAUGAAUCUAGUGCGGCACUUGGACCAACCGGAGCCACCGUGACCCCCAGCUCCCACGAGCGGCCCAGUGGCUCCAGGGCUCUCAGCUCUCCGCAGCCAGCCAGCUCGCCCAUAGCUGCUGCUGCACCUCCGGAGAGAUCUCAACUCUCCGCGGGCGUGGGGCCUUCGGAGGUCACCACGCCGGCCCUGGCCGUGGGCCCCUCUGGGCAGAGAAGCCGGAGCAGCUCCCGGUUGGAUCGAGCCAAGAGACAGGGCACGAGAUCCAGGGUGACAGUUGGAGAAAGCAGCAAAGGCAAAGCCCGGUCCAGCUCCCGCAGCGCCGGCCAGAAGAAGCCGUCCAAGGAGAAGAGAUUGGAGUCGAAGGGGAAGUUGAAAUCAGCCCUGAGUUCAGCCAGGCACAGGAGCAGCCUCACGUUCGUGACCAUCUACAGCGCCCUGUCGAACUCGCUGGACAAGCUGACGGGAGGGAAGCUGAGACAGAGAAGGAGCCAGGAAGAUGCCAAGACGCAGUUGUCUUCGAAGCCCUCCAAGCGGGUCACCAUCUCGGGCGUGGUGCAGCUGUCGGGCCAGGGCAGCCAGGAGACCAGCUCCGUGCCACCCUCAGCUAUGGAGAGCAGCGGGGAGCAGGGCCCGGCUGGCUCCGGGGCGGCUCCACAGCGGGAGAGCGGCCCACUGCCGAAGGCGCAGUCUGGGGGAUCCAGAGCCGCCACAGUUCCCAGCUCCCCCGAGGGAUCCAGAGCCUCCGUGGGCGUGGGGCGCUCGGCGGUGGGCACGGCCUCCGUGGGCGUGGGGCGCUCGGCGGUGGGCACGGCGUCGGCAGCAGCGGGUCCAUCCAAGCCGGCCAGCACCCAGCCCUCGGGGAUAGGCAGAGAGAUGGAGCCGGGCGAGAGAUCCAGGGAGCCCAGCACGGAGAGGAGCCGAGCCCCGCUGGGCCACGCCAGCCCCUUCACGGAGCAGGGCAGGUCCCGUUCCCAGAGCCCCAGAGGGAGACCAAGCCAGCUGGGGUCUAGCGCCGUGUCCAGAGAUUCUAGAGCAGCUGGGCCUUCAGAGCGAUCCAGAGCCUCGGUGGCUGCCGGCCCUUCAGAGAGAUCCAGAGCCUCAGUGGCUGCCGGCCCUUCAGAGAUGGCCACGGUGUCGGUGGCCGUGGGUCCGUCCGAGCUGGGGCCAUGGAGCAGCGCCCGGCCCUCGGGGAGGGACCAGCUGAGCCUGCCAGGCAGGGGAUCUAGAGAGCGCAGCAAGACGGGGAACCAGAGUGGAAGCCGAAUCAGUUCCCCGAGCUCCAUCAGGGAGGCUGGGACCCCCGGCACUGUGGCAGCCCUGGGCAUGGAAGGCGAUGAUGUAUCUAGAGAGACAUCCAAAAAGUCCAGAGCCUCUGUGGUUCCAAGCUCGCCAGAAAGAUCGAGACCCAUUUCUCCAGGUGCUGCUGAGAAAUCCAGAGCGUCGGUGGCUCCAGGUUCUGCUGAGAAAUCCAGAGCGUCGGUGGCUCCAGGUUCUGCUGAGAAAUCCAGAGCGUCGGUGGCUCCAGGUUCUGUGGGGAGAUCGAGAGCGUCGGUGGCACCAGGUUCUGCAGAGAGAUCCAGAGUCUCGGUGGCCGCUGGCCCAUCAGAGAGAUCCAGAGCAUCCGUGGCCGCCGGCCCUUCGGAGCUGGCUACGGUGUCGGUGGCCGUGGGACGGUCCGAGCCAGGGUCUCUCAGCAGCGCCAGGACCCCGGGGACAGGUGCUCAGAGGGCUCCCCACGCCGGGAAGAGUCCGUGCUCUGGGGCUCCUCUGGGGAUGGAGGCUGGCGACGCAUCCCCGGGCAGUGCCUCCCUGGGGAAAUCCGGGGAG